AUGCGACUUCCUUCUGGCGGUGGCUUGGGGAGGACUAAAAAUGUUAUACACUUUGCACAAGCAUUUAUUAUCUUCCUCGCAUGGGCAUUGACCAUCGCUAUUUGGACUAAAGGCGAUGGCAUGGACGGCCGCACAGUCUGGUACUGGAUUUUGUGCUGGAUUAGUAUACCCGCCCUGAUCUACCUUUCCGCCGUGCCUAUGUGGCCUCGAGCCCGUCGCUUUGGAAAUGUCUACGCAUUCGCUUGCGUUGACCUCGUAUAUACAAUUUUCUGGUUGAGUGCCUGGGCAUGUCUUGCCUCCUACGUCGCCGAAGGUAAGAGCAUCGGUAAAACAACAUCCUCGGACAAAACAACAAAAUCUCGCCGCGAUACAACAACCACCACUUCAGCCACUACCACUGCUACAACAACUGCCACAACUACCACCAGUACAAGUACAAGUACUGCCACUGGCUUAACCGGCUGUAAUAACUGGGCUUACGGAAGUGCCUCCAAGUGCACCCUCAGCGAGGCUACCACUAUCAUCGGCGUCGUCAUUUUCCUUCUUUUUAUUUCUACAGCCUGGAUCUCUGUCCGUAACGUCAUACACUUCCGCAAAACUGGUACCCUUCCCGAUGCUGUCUCCGAUCCCACCUUCGCUGCGCAGAGUAAAGCUGCAUUCUCAUCAAAUCCCACCGGUGACUUUGAAGAUGACGAGGAAGAUUUCCGAUCUUCACGUGUUGGUGGCAUGGGUACCUCAUUGCGUGAUCAGGAUGAGGACUAUGCCCUGCUGCAGCAGAGCGAGGUUGACGACCUAGGCAACCCGAAUGGCCGGUCUGCAAUGCAUGGCUCUUAUGACCCUACUGCACCUGAUCCAGGCAGUGUUCUGCAUGAUUAUAAUAGCACCGGCUAUGGUGGUGCACAUGGACAGCACUACGAGCCUCCGUCCGAGUUCGGAGAAUCAUCAAUUAGCGGAUACGGCAGAUAA
Molecule: messenger RNA, 966 nt
Organism: Penicillium taxi
Lineage: Eukaryota; Fungi; Ascomycota; Eurotiomycetes; Eurotiales; Aspergillaceae
Exons: 3
Coding region: 1-966 (321 amino acids)
Source: RefSeq, a predicted model, not a curated record